Messenger RNA from Ostrea edulis (European flat oyster), 1521 nucleotides. RefSeq lists its product as uncharacterized. The record is from RefSeq and is a predicted model, not a curated record. The transcript is spliced from 3 exons. Gene Ontology annotation, molecular function: protein binding. Lineage: Eukaryota; Metazoa; Mollusca; Bivalvia; Ostreida; Ostreidae. Bases 94 to 1260 code for a protein of 388 amino acids.
AGCAUUUAAAUGAAGUCUGCGAAAAUGAUAAGCGAAUAAAUAAAAGAUUCAGAGAUCUGAUCCCGUUCUGCAUUUCAUUUCUUGAUUUUCAAAAUGAAGGACGUUCUUGGUUUGGCGUUCCUGCUGCUGUGUGCGGUACAUAUUCACGGCCUUUCAAUACUCACUGGCAACAGUGGUCCGAAUAUUACUCAGCUAGAUACGAAUGACCUUGACUCCAAAAAUGUUGACGUAUUCAGACAACUUUUGAACCAGGAAACCAUCAUCAGAAUAGGACUAGUGAAAAAUGUACACGCAUUGAUGAAGGAUAUGAUCAUGAUGAAACAAAGCCUAGAGACAUUAGAAUCUGCAAGUCAGAAAACUAACUUAGAAAUGACAGACUUACGACGGGAAGUUGACAAGCUAAAACAUGAAAACCAAAGACUUGAACUUGCAAACAGGGAGUAUGAUGAAAUCUUUAACAAUGUUAGGGGAAAUUUCACACAGAUCAACGAAUAUUUUCAGGAUUUGGAGGAGAAAAGACAAGGUUUUGAGGCAAACAUGAGUACGAUUCUUGGAGAUUUGAAAGUUGAAGUCCGGUAUCUGUCAAUCACUCUUCUUGAUUUAAAUAAACACACACUGGAAAUUGACAAGGACAUACCUAAAGUUAUUGGAGAUAAAUAUGAUCAGUUAUCCACAAGACUGAGCAAUUUCAUGGAGACUGUUAACGGUUCGCAAAAUACAAUUAUAACUUCACUAUUUGAUGAAGUCAAUAAAACCAUUGUGGACCUGAAGGCGGAAGUUAAAGAAUCUCAGUUUGAUCAAAUGAAGCUCUCCUCUACAGUGUCGGCUCUGGAGGUGUUCCGAAUGAAUAUGUCCAUGAACCAAUGUGGUAUAACCAGAAAGGUGGCCUUCACUGUCGGAGUGUCGUCUACUGACAGCUCCUGGAACAGCGGUACGUUAGUGUUUCCACGUGUCGUGUACAAUAUAGGAGGAGGAUACGACCCAAACACCGGAGUCUUCACAGCCCCUGUCGACGGACACUUCGUCUUCUUUGUCAACGUACAAUCUUAUUCGUCCCAACAUAUUUAUACAUAUCUAGUACUUAAUGGAACCCCGAAAGUCACAACUACGGCUUAUUCUCCUUCUUACUCGUCAGGACCAAACAUGGCUGUGUUAAGUCUCCAAAAGGGAGACAGAGUGUGGGUUAAACGUUAUGCCGGUAAAGGUUAUUAUACAGAAAGUGAUGCUCCGAUAACAACUUUCUCAGGGUUCCUCAUAUGAAAUGAUGACAUUUUAGAUCAGAUACUUAACGUCUAUAGCGACUUCUUAACCAACAUAUGCGAAUCUAGAAAUGAAUCAUGACCCCCAGGAAAGUGUGAGAUCAAUCUUGAUCAUGGCAACGGUUAUGAUACAGUAAGUAAUACCCAGUCAUCACGAUCUCCGAAUUUCGCAUAUGAAUAUUUAGGCACACUAUUAAUUCUUUUCAAGUCUACUACAUGAUCCUACUCAUGUAAUAUGUGUUAAUAAAAUAUUGUACUUGCA